AUGAGUACAACAGUUUUUGUUGGUCUUAGUUUAGCUGCAAUUGGAUAUACUGGACGUUAUCUUGCACGAUAUGGAAAGUUAAUUACUGAAAAUUUAAUGAAAACAAGUAGUAUUAUUGCAGAAGGACUUUCAUCGAAAUAUUAUAAAGGUGGUUUUGAUGCAAAAAUGAAUCGACGUGAAGCUGCACUUGUAUUAGGUGUUAGUCCAACAAUGAGUAAAACACGAAUACGUGAUGCUUAUAGACGAUUAAUUAUUCUUAAUCAUCCUGAUCGAGGUGGAUCACCAUAUAUUGCUGCUAAGAUUAACGAAGCAAAAGAAUUAUUUGAAAGUGGAGCUAAAUAA
Molecule: messenger RNA, 342 nt
Organism: Rotaria sordida
Lineage: Eukaryota; Metazoa; Rotifera; Eurotatoria; Philodinida; Philodinidae
Source: the annotation of a GenBank genome assembly